AACCUUAAAUACGAACCUUAUUCGUUUCGUUGCGAACGUGACCAUAUAUUUCUUUCCCCGCUGCAUUGCAUACUUCAGUUCCUUCAGUUUAAGCAAAUGGCGUCGGACAGGUGGAUUUCGUUGCGUCAGAUGUCACAAAUCAUGAAUGAAUUCUAAGUGUUUUCACAUAUUUCGCCUGAAUUGAGGGUAUUAUCAGUUCUGUAAUCCGCAACAAAGUGCAUAUCAAACAAUGAACGAAGUAAGCGGAGGGAAGCAAGAUAUACCUAAUACUUCAAGUUGGGAGACUUUAUCGGGACAAUCAGUGUCCUCGUUGCCGACAAUGCAUCAUCACCAUCAGACGCUGCAGCAGGAUACAACUUCGACAGUAGCACAAGUUAUCGUUCCUACACCUGUGAAGCUUCAAACACCUAUGUUACCGCCAGCACAAACUGUAGCUGAUCACUGUCCACAGCUUGGUCAUAUACAACAACCACCUCUGAUAACUCAAGGUACACCUCCAGGAGGCUUCCCAGAGCUCGAGUUAUCCCUGGAGCUGCAACAGCAAGGUUGGAAGAAAUUUUGGAGCAAGAGAGAGAACCGACCAUACUUCUGGAAUAAAUUGACUGGAGAAUCUCUAUGGGUAGUACCUUCUCUGAAACCUCAGUUUGACCCAAUCACGGACCCGCUUGGUAUCUGCCAAGUUCCACCUCCACCUGGAAACGGCGCGAUCCCAGCCACACCGGGCGGUACGUUGAAACGAAGAGCAUCGGAAGAAGGAGCCGUUCCGCCACCAAAGAAAUUCGUAUUGGCGGGUCCGUGGGACUUGGAAAUACCUACGAAUGUUAUUAUAUACGAAAGAGCACCGUCAAACUUGCCGCACGUUCAUCCCGAGGCGGAAGCACUGCGCUGUGCCUUGUUAGCGAAAUUAAGGCAAUGUUAUCAAGAGCUGUGUCAUACUCGCGAGUCUAUAGACGCGCCGAAAGAUUCUUUCAACAGGUGGCUGAUGGAACGGAAGGUCAUCGACUGCGGCUCGGAUCCGCUGUUACCGAGUCAAUGCUUCCCCGAGAUCUCGAUGUCCAUGUAUCGCGAGAUCAUGAAUGACAUCCCGAUUAAGCUGGUAAGGCCGAAGUUCACGGGCGACGCGAGGAAACAGCUGUCGCGCUACGCCGAGGCCGCAAAGAAGAUGAUAGAAUCAAGAGCGGCGUCGUCCGAAAGUCGGAAAGUGGUCAAGUGGAAUGCGGAGGACACGUUCCAAUGGUUGAGAAGGACAGUGGGUGCUACGUUCGACGAUUUUCAAGACAGGCUUGCCCACCUGAAGCGACAAUGUCAGCCGCAUCUCACGGAGACCGUUAAAGCGAGCGUCGAGGGUAUAUGCCUGAAAAUUUAUCACUUGUCGACGGAAUAUGCGAAGAAGGUAAAAGACAAGAACAAUCAAAUUCUCAAAGAUAAUGGUCUGGGAGACGUUAUACCGCUAGGAGGGCCGGCUAGCACGCAGAGGAAAGUCUGGUGUUACCCAGUGCAAUUUUCCCUACCCACACCGCGACUUCCACAGGUGGAUUAUCUGCCCGAGCGCGAGCAAACGAUGCUACGCUUUCACGGUGACACCAUGUACAUUAACAAUAUGCACCUAACUAAACUGGAACAUCUGUAUAGGUACAACUGUUUCGACGACAAGAAAUUCGAAAUGUUUCUACCACGCGUUUGGUCCAUGUUGAAACGUUAUCAGACGUACUUCGGUAUUAACGAAGGUCAAGCAAAUCAGAUGGCUCUUCCAGUGACGGUUUUCGAAUGCCUUCAAAGGUCGUUCGGCGUUACGUUGGAAUGUUUCGCUUCGCCCUUGAAUUGUUACUUCCGGCAGUAUUGCUCAGCGUUUGCCGAUACGGACUCAUACUUCGGAUCACGAGGACCGUUUCUCGACUUCAGGCCGGUCAGUGGCUCGUUCCAAGCGAAUCCACCAUACUGCGAGGAACUUAUGGAAGCGAUGGUCAACCACUUCGAGCGUUUGUUGGCUGAUUCGGCCGAGCCUUUAUCGUUCGUGGUGUUUCUGCCGGAAUGGCGGGAUCCAGCUCCCAACGCGCUCAUCAAGCUCGAAGGCAGUCACUUUAAACGCAAGCAAGUUGUAGUACCUGCUAUGGAGCACGAGUACAGACACGGCUUCCAACACAUUCUUCCAAAAGGAGAAGUGAAUAUCCGUGCGGUGCACGGUACGCUGGUCGUAUGGUUACAAAAUCCAGCUGGUGCAGCACGAUGGGGACCCACGGAGGAGCGAGUCGAGGCCUUACUGGAAGCGUGGCGACCCGGUCGAGAACGAGAGAGAGAUAGGCAGGAACUUCUAUCUCCGCCGAGACAAACGCAUCAACCGAUACCAUCAACACCAGUACCUGUACCAACAACACCAGCUACGCCGACUGUGCCACCCGUACAGACACUACCCAAUCAUCCUAUAUAAUUAUUGAGCGAUUGUGAAGCAGAGCGAAAAGAAGAGAGAGUGUGUGUGUGAGAAAGAGAGAGAGAGAGAGAGAAACAUAUAUAAAUAGUUUCCACAUUUAAAGAAAAAUUUGAUCUAUACUUGUAAUAUAACUCUAACUUCCUUGUUGACACUUCUUUUAUAUUUUAGUUAUGAAAUUAAGAAGGGUAAAAUAUAAAAACUAAAGAUAAAGAAUGUUACGUAAUUGGUAAUAACACCUUGUGGUAUUACGUAGUCGUGUGCAAAGAAAUUAAACUACCGUGUAUUAACAUGAGAUCUUAAUGUUACUUCCCAAAAAACGUUUUUAUGCUGAAAUGUCAUUGAGUUUCGAAUAAUUAAUUAUUCGGCCUCUUCGCUCUACAUUGACGACGGAGUAAGCUUCCGUUAAUUACGUCAUUAGUAACAAAAUUGAUAAGGAAAUCUGUUUUUCGAUAUAUGCCUAAUGCAUACGUGUAAGAUAAAUUUACGUAUCACCACACAAACAAGCACACGUUGCAGAAAGUCUAAACUUUGCAAUAGUAGUUAAUUGUUAUUGAUCAACAUGUUGGACUUUGUGACAUGUGAUGCUUUAAAAUACUAGAUAUACUUGCUAUGCAAGAUAAAAUUGAUACUUAUUGCAAAUGUCAGAAAAUUAAAUUUAUGGGUAUAACAAAUGUACAGGCGUAUGUGUACGUGCGUGGUGUAUGUGCGUGGGAAUGCAGGUGUCCCCUCCAAGCUGCUUAUAUUGUAGCCGAGGAGGAAAUUUUUAUCAGACAACUUUGUAAAAAUUGUUUAUCGUCUUUUUAACCAUGACAAUCUUUUUCUUUAAUAUUGAGGGACAUACAAGAAGAAAACAAAUAGCCAUCUGUGCACUUUAUUUUAAAUAGCAUUAUUGGUGCAAUAUUUUGUAUCAGUUUGUAUAAGUAGUACUGAAAAUUAUAUACAGAGAAAAAGGAAUGUAUAGAUCAAACUUCUUACAAAAAUUACAUUUUUAUUGUUUAAUAAAUAUACGUAUUAUAUAGAAAAUA
Molecule: messenger RNA, 3453 nt
Organism: Ooceraea biroi (clonal raider ant)
Lineage: Eukaryota; Metazoa; Arthropoda; Insecta; Hymenoptera; Formicidae
Gene: Pcif1
Product: Phosphorylated CTD-interacting factor 1
Cellular component (GO): nucleus
Molecular function (GO): RNA polymerase II C-terminal domain binding; mRNA (2'-O-methyladenosine-N6-)-methyltransferase activity
Source: RefSeq, a predicted model, not a curated record